Molecule: messenger RNA, 1683 nt
Organism: Frieseomelitta varia
Lineage: Eukaryota; Metazoa; Arthropoda; Insecta; Hymenoptera; Apidae
Product: pancreatic lipase-related protein 2
Exons: 6
Coding region: 61-1080 (339 amino acids)
Biological process (GO): lipid metabolic process
Molecular function (GO): lipase activity
Source: RefSeq, a predicted model, not a curated record
UGCCGACGGGAAUCUUGUUUUUCAAACGGUUCUUUCGCUUUUAAUUUCUCGUUUAUCAACAUGGUGCCAUUGCUUCUAACUUCCCUGUUGUGUCGCAUAAUCGUCGUCAGAAAAGGUGAGAAUCCACUGCUUGUCACGCCGUUUCCAGCCGGUACCUGUUCUUACUGCUGUCCGAUCGACGUUGAUCGAGAUAUAGAGUACCUGCUUUUCACCAGGAGGAAUCCAACUUGCGGGACAACGUUGAAUAUUUCAGACCCGUAUUCCUUGCGGAAGAGUUAUUUCAACGACAGAUAUCCAACAGUAAUUUUCAUUCACGGAUACAGCGAGAGUGCAACGUCAGGAAGUGCCACGGCAAUAAGAGACGUUUAUCUGAAACGAGGCGAGUACAAUCUAAUCCUGGUGAACUGGGCCAAGCUAGCCGGGCUGCCAUGGUACGUGACAGCGGUUCGAAACACGAGAACAGUCGGACCUCAGGUCGCCCGUCUGGUGAACUGGCUGGACGCUCAGGGGGCUGUGUCCCUGGCCAACUUGCACGUAAUUGGUUUCAGCUUGGGGGCUGAGAUCGCCGGUUUCAUGGGGAAAGCUCUUGCGCCGCGAAAGAUUGGAAGGAUCACGGGAUUGGACGCGGCCUAUCCCCUUUACAUGAACACGGGCAAGAAUGGACAUCUGACGAGGAGCGACGCGAUGUUCGUAGACGUGAUUCACACCGACGGUGGGAAUUUUGGUUUUCUGAGUCCUUUGGGACACGCGGACUUUUAUCCAAACGGUGGCACACCUGUUCAACCUGGGUGCAAUUUGGAGAGCGUGAUCCAGAGAAGCAUGUCGAGGCUCGUCAACCAGUACAUCGUCUGCGGGCAUAACAGAGCCUGGAUGUUGUACGCCGAAUCUGUGACAAAUCCUUUCGGAUUCUCCGCAAGUCGAUGUCCAAAAUGGCAUCCCAGCAUCCACGUAGCUUGCACGUGGACGCCUGAUGUCUUCAUGGGAUUUGCCGCGAAUUCUAGAGUCAGAGGGCAAUUUUAUCUAAGAACGAACGCGCAAGCACCUUUCGCGAGGAACACGACUGGAUACAUAGGGAAAUGAUAGAAGUUUGGAUGAACCAGACGAACAGACCUGAACUCUUUGAAUAAAACUCAUAGAGAAACGAGAGACGCGAGAAUUUCAAGCAGCUAAUUACUGGAUGAAAUUAAAGAAACUGUAAGGUUCAGUGUGAUUUCUCAUAAGUCUGAUUUUCUCAACUACUGUAGAAAUGACGAGAAAUAUUAUGGAAUAAUUUCUUUUCCUUUCUGCGAAAGGAACAAUAUUAUGAAAAAAUGGCCUGCAAAAAUGGCAAGAGACGUUAUACAAACAAAUCAAAUACAGUAAAAUUCGAAUGAAAAAGAAAUUAAAAAUUCAACUGCACUAGAAAUGAAAGAUGUACGAAGAUCGGAGAAGAAAGAAAGAAAUGGAAGUACCAAAAAAUCAGAGCACAGUCGAAUUAUUUACAGUGACAAAUGAAGUUUAGAAAUUAAAUUUUGUAAUAAUUCCUGCAAUUCUUCAAUACUCGCCAAUAUCAGUUAUAUUAAGAAAUUAUUUCACGAGAGAAUUCAAGAAAAUGAUAAAAGUAUUCUUACAAAAGUUAACCACAGAAAGAAAUAAAAAACACUGAUAGAUAUGUAGAUAUAUAGAAGAAGAAUGGUGAAGAAU